Messenger RNA from Dermacentor silvarum, 1870 nucleotides. Its product is annotated as pancreatic triacylglycerol lipase. Gene Ontology annotation, molecular function: lipase activity; carboxylic ester hydrolase activity. Gene Ontology annotation, biological process: lipid metabolic process. The record is from RefSeq and is a predicted model, not a curated record. The coding region runs from base 281 to 1810 and encodes 509 amino acids. NCBI's taxonomy places the organism in Eukaryota, Metazoa, Arthropoda, Arachnida, Ixodida, Ixodidae. The transcript has 10 exons.
CUUCCAUUCGUGCUUUCAAUAUUUUCGUUUGAUAAAUGCCUGGGCAAACUGAACGGUGCCCUUUCGUUUGCAGGAAGAAGUCUGCGCCCGUUGACGAUACAUGCCAGGCUCGUCGUCGUGAGUUUGCCGGCAUCGUGAUCGAUGCGAUGUCACCGUGACCGAGCGUUGCACGGCGCUGAAAAACAGUGACAUUGCCAGAGCGUCGACGUUCAAAGCAUGGUUCGACUGUGCUCGGUGCCGAGCGAAGACUCCUGGGUCCUGCUGAGAAAAUUGGACAAUAAUGUUUCCAAAUUUCUGGUUUCUGACAUCUAAAGUGCCGAGGUGCCUGACGCUCUCCAUGACGCUACUCGCGCUGUUGGACGCAGCCCGCUGUCUGAUCUUCGGAGACCGGCCGAUGUCUGCCUGCUACGGGGACCUCGGCUGCCUCAACUUGACGGGCUUCUACGACCCAAAAGUGCGCUUCGUGAACGCUAUGCCGUGGCCGCGAGCGAAGAUUGGCACUCACUUUCAGCUGUACACACGCCGCAAGCCCGACAUGCCGGACAUCUUCGCGUGGAACGUCACCGCUGACCAGCUGCGCGCCUCGGCCUUCGACCCGCGCAUCGAGACGAAACUGUUCGCCCACGGUUUUCUGCAAGUCGCGAAAGUUCCCGAUUUUCCGAUGAGGGCCGUGAAAGAUGCUCUCCUGCAACUGGGGGACUUCAACGUGGUCCUGGUAGACUGGGCGAGCGGAAGCAAGUACGAAUACGCCCAGGCGACGGCCAACACUCGCGUGGUCGGGCUCGAGAUCGCUCGGUUUAUCAGCCUACUCCAGGAAGCGUUCGGAGUCACCCCGAACAGGUUUCACGUGUUCGGUCACAGCCUGGGCUCUCAUAUAGCUGGCUACGCCGGACAAAAGCUGCGAAGGCUCGGGAGAAUUACAGGUCUAGAUCCGGCCGAGCCAUUCUUCGAGGGCAUGUCUCCCUUAGUACGGCUGGACCCGAGCGACGCCAUUUUUGUUGACGCCAUUCACACCGACGGAAAACGUUUUAUGAUUCCUCUGCCUGCGGUUGGCCUUGGCAUGAUCGAUCCAGUGGCGCACAUCGACUUCUACCCCAAUGGCGGCGUCACACAGCCCGGGUGCGAAAAGAUCGUCAAGAACUUUUCACUCAAGAAGGGAGCCUGGCAAGGCUUUCGGGAAUCUCUGACGUGCCGCCACGAGCGAGCCAACCAGUUCGUGGCCGAGGCACUGGUGACUGAGGCGAGUCGUGACUUGGGACAGUGCGCGUUCGUCGCCUAUGCCUGCGCCAGCUACGAGCUGUUCCUGUCGGGAAAGUGCGCAGACUGCGGUCCUGAUGGGACCGGGUGCGCCGUGAUGGGCCUCUCGUCCAUCACGUCACGGCCUCGGCAGGGGACGGUCAAGAUGUACAUCCAGACGAACCAGGAGGCCCCUUUCUGCCUGUACCACUAUCACAUAGUUGUAUAUGUGGGUCGACUACCUUCUCCGGUAUCUGGGAAAUUGCGCCUUCAACUGACUGGACAAGAAGGACAAGCAAGCUUGACGUUGAGUAAAACGCAGGAAUACUUCUCUUCAGGCUCCCGGCUCACGUACCUGUCCACAACUCGUACGAGAGUCGGUGGCAUACUGGAAGGUGCGAUAAAUGUGCUUUCUGCCGGCAAAGGUUACAGCGGCGAGCUCGCGAUCCAGAGAGUGGACGUGUCCCUGAUGAACAACAUCGCCGUGGCCAGGUACAAGAAAAGAACCGUAAUACCUCUCAUUACGACAGUGAACAACGGCGCCCAGAUAAUGCUGUCUAGAUGCAACACGUAAUGAGCCAGAAAGCGUGCGAUGCGCAUGCCACACUGUAAACUAGUUUACACCCCUAAAAUA